AUGUACGAUGGGCAGGAGGGGCACGGCGACGACGUCCAGCCGUGGCUCAGGCCUCCAACAAGAGGCCGGCUGCUCUCGUUGAUUCCGGAGCUGACAGACGACGCCCAUGAUGCGCAUGCCAGAUCGACUGCUUGUGGCGUGGCGCAGGCCGCCCAAAGACGGUCGGGUGACGGCUCGGUGGAUGACACGACAUCAUCGUCCCUCUCGACAGACAUGCGGAGCGACUUGGCAAUCCCGACGGCGUUAUACUCUACGGGAAGCCGCCAGCAGGACCACAUCCGAGGCAGUCACACAGUGGAAACCAUGGUUCGCAACGCAUUUUGGGAGAGGCGGCGCAGGCGCUUUCGUAGUGGCGACAAGGGGCGGAGGCCGAUGAUGGACAGGCGGCACGAUCGGGCUCGGUACAGGAACCGCAUCGCGGCUCUGCGAAAGAGCCGGGCCAUUCGCCAAGCCGUGGCGAAGCAGAAUCGCGAGCAGCUUUCGCAGGACUUGUCGACGGAACAUAUUGCCAGUCGAGACUUUGCAUCGCUCACUGCAACCGGAGUCACGCCGACGGAGAGCCAUGCCACAGGAGACGACGCUGCGUCGCCGACGGAACGGGCGGCGCAGGCGGAUCUCGGGACGCGUCUUGCGUUGGCGGCCGGCUUCGACGCCAGAACGAGCCAAGUGGACGACAAUGGCGACGGAGGCGACGAGCUGGAGGGAGCAGCAGGCAAGGCACGCAGGAAGACGACAGAUUCUAUUGCAGUAGAGCCUCUUGGGGUGGAUGCACCAGACGUGGACGAAGAGACAUGGAGCGCUCUGCAGGUGCUUUGUUCAUGGUGCACGUGCGGUGGCAGACGGACAAGGAAGAGGAUGCAGAGCCAAGACUGA
Purpureocillium takamizusanense is the source of this 873-nucleotide messenger RNA. RefSeq lists its product as uncharacterized. The record is from RefSeq and is a predicted model, not a curated record. The transcript has a single exon. NCBI's taxonomy places the organism in Eukaryota, Fungi, Ascomycota, Sordariomycetes, Hypocreales, Ophiocordycipitaceae. The coding region runs from base 1 to 873 and encodes 290 amino acids.